Molecule: messenger RNA, 4614 nt
Organism: Equus caballus (horse)
Lineage: Eukaryota; Metazoa; Chordata; Mammalia; Perissodactyla; Equidae
Source: RefSeq, a predicted model, not a curated record
CUAGAAUGAGUACUAGGAAAAAAGUUCAUGCAUUUGUCCGUGUCAGACCCACCGAUGACUUUGCUCAUGAAGUGAUCAGAUAUGGAGAUGACAACAAAAUGGGGGAAACAAGACAGACAGCACCCUGCAAACUAGGAUGAGACAUACUGAAACUAAGCAUUGAUAUUCACUUAAAAAAAGAUACUCGGAGGGGAGUUGUCAAUAACCAGCAGACAGACUGGUCUUUCAAGCUGGAUGGAGUUCUCCAUGAUGCCUCUCAGGACUUGGUUUAUGAGACAGUUGCGAAGGAUGUGAUUUCUCAGGCCCUCGAUGGCUAUAAUGGCACCAUCAUGUGUUAUGGGCAGACGGGAGCUGGCAAGACAUACACCAUGACGGGGGCAACUGAGAAUUACAAGCACCGGGGGAUCCUCCCUCGUGCUCUACAGCAGGUUUUUAGGAUGAUUGAAGAACGCCCCACACAUGCCAUCACUGUGCGUGUUUCCUACCUGGAAAUCUAUAAUGAGAGCCUGUUUGAUCUUCUGUCCACUCUGCCCUAUGUUGGACCCUCAGUCACACCAAUGACCAUCGUGGAAAACCCUCAAGGGGUCUUCAUUAAGGGCUUGUCAGUCCACCUCACAAGUCAGGAGGAAGAUGCAUUCAGCCUCCUUUUCGAGGGAGAGACCAACAGGAUUAUAGCCUCCCACACGAUGAACAAAAACUCAUCCAGGUCACACUGCAUUUUCACCAUCUACGUGGAGGCCCAUUCACGGACCUUAUCAGAUGAAAAGUACAUCACUUCCAAAAUUAACUUGGUGGAUCUAGCAGGCUCGGAAAGGCUGGGGAAGUCUGGGUCAGAGGGCCGAGUCCUGAAGGAAGCUACCUACAUCAACAAGUCGCUGUCAUUCCUGGAGCAGGCCAUCAUUGCCCUUGGGGACCAGAAGCGGGACCACAUUCCCUUCCGGCAAUGCAAGCUCACCCAUGCCCUGAAGGACUCUUUAGGGGGAAAUUGCAAUAUGGUUCUUGUGACAAACAUCUAUGGAGACGCCGCCCAGUUAGAAGAAACGCUGUCUUCACUGCGAUUUGCCAGCAGGAUGAAGCUUGUCACCACUGAGCCUGCCAUCAACGAAAAGUAUGACGCUGAGCGAAUGGUCAAGAACUUGGAGAAAGAACUGGUGCUGCUCAAGCAGGAGCUAGCUAUCCAUGACAGCCUGGCUAACCGCAGCCUUGUGAACUACGAUCCCAUGGAUGAAAUCCAGAUUGCCGAGAUCAACUCCCAAGUGCGGAGGUACCUGGAGGGGACGCUGGACGAGAUCGAUAUAAUCAACCUCAGACAGAUCCAGGAGGUGUUCAACCAGUUCCGGGUGGUUCUGAGCCAACAGGAACAGGAAGUGGAGUGCGCUUUGCGCAGGAAGUACACUUUCAUAGACAAGAAUGACUUUGCAGCCAUUUCUGCUGUCCAGAAGGCAGGGCUUAUGGACGUUGAUGGCCACCUAGUGGGCGAGCCUGACGGACAAGGCUUUGGACUCGGGGUUGCCCCUUUCUCUGCCAAACCUGGGAAGAAAGCCAAGUCCAAGAAGACAUUCAAAGACCAACUCAGCUCCUCAGCAAGAAAGGAAGGUGCCAGCAGCCCUGUGGGUGGCAAGGACUUGGAUGUUUCUAUCUCUAAGACUCAGCUGACCCCAUCCUCCAAGGAUGGGGAUGUCAAAGACAUGCUUCUGCGGGACCGGGAGACCUCCAACAUCGAGCCCCCUUCCUCGGACUCCCCAAAGGAAGAAUUACGCCCACCCAGGCCUAGCACCCCACCCUCCAAGCCUGUGGCCUUUGAGGACUUUAAGAACGAGCGAGGUAGUGAGAUUAACCGCAUCUUCAAAGAAAACAAAUCCAUCUUAAAUGAGCGGAGGAAAAGGGCCAGCGAGACCACACAGCGCAUCAAUGCCAUCAAGCGGGAGAUUGACAUGACCAAGGAGGCGCUAAAUUUCCAGAAGUCACUAAGGGAAAAGCAAGGUGAGUAUGAGAACCAGGGGCUGAUGAUCAUUGAUGAGGAGGAGUUCCUGCUGAUUCUGAAGCUCAAAGACCUCAAGAAGCAGUACCGUACUGAGUAUCAAGACCUGCGUGACCUCAGGGCUGAGAUCCAGUACUGCCAGCACCUGGUGGAUCAGUGUCGCCACCGCCUGCUCACAGAAUUUGACAUCUGGUACAAUGAGUCCUUCUUCAUCCCUGAGGACAUGCAGGUGGCACUAAAGCCGGGUAGCAGCAUCAGACCGGGCAUGAUACCUGUCAGCAGGAUCAUGUCUCUGGGAGAAGAUGACCAGGACAAGUUCAGCCAGCUGCAGCAGACAAUGCUGCCCGAGGGCCCUGAUUCCAUCUCCUUCUACAAUGCCAAAGUCAAAACGGAACAGAAGCACAAAUAUUUGAAAACCAUGAUGGGUCUCCAGCAGACACAGAGAAAAUAAAGACUCAUUGCCAGUGCCUUGAAGGACAAGACCCCCAGCAACUCCUGCCUGCUCUAGUGGAGCUGCUAAACCACCUGCUCAGAGCUCCAACCACUCUGCUCCAAGGCUGGGGCCCAGCCCAGAACACACAAUGACCUGCCUGCCAGGAGGAACGUCCUUCAAAGGACACCCUUGCUUAUCUUCUCAGAAUACUUUUGGUUUCAGUUUACUGGCUUUGGUGCAGGGAUAGGAUAAAAUCACUUUCUAGUCUGGACUUUUAGUGCUCAUCCAAGAACUUUAUUUCCUGUCUGUGAGGAUGUCUUCCCUGUGUACAGGUGGGGUCAGAAUUGAGUCCCCAGUAAAAAAGUGAAAAAGUAGCUCAGCCAGGCUCCUCCUGGCAGGCCUUUGUCCCACUUGUCAGCUUCUUUCCUUUCCUGAAUGGACAUCCUUGGGGUGAGCUGGGUCUGAGGAACCCUGGUUUUCACAGCUCCCUCAGACUGUAGGUCCUCUCAGGGCAUCCUCUCUGUGUUCCUGAGCCAGUGAAGGCAAGAGGCCCUCAUUCCUUAGUAACCAGGAGAGGAUUGGGUCUCGGUUUAAAUGGCUGAAAGGCCACCAUUCUUUUUUUUUUCAUCUUGAAGUAAGAAGAGGCUUCAGAUGAGAGCAGUCCUACCAUGAAGUUUGCAGCAAGAGCCCCACAGUGUGAGGCUGUCUGGCAAGGAGAUUGCAGAACCUGCACCAGAAGGAAGGUUGAACUAAAUGACAUCCGCCAGUGAAAGACCCUGUGAUUCUGUUCUUCAGUCCAUCAGUGAGCAGAUGGAUAGUUUUGUUGAAGAGACAAAGGAGGCUUCUCUUAAGGUCUCUGCUGUCUCUGCUGUCCAGACCCUUUCUCUUUCAUGGACUGAUACAUGAUGUCCUGACACAGCUUUUAGGGACUCCUGCUACACCAAGGUUUUCUAGGGCAGCUUUGAAGUCCCCCGACUUCACUCCCCUAGGUGACAUACACAGGGACUGUCACUGACCAGCACUAAUGGUGUGCACACAGCUGUGUUGUGAGUCCUCAUGUUUCCUUUGGUUGUGGCCAAACAGGCAGGUCUGCCCAGGCUCUGCUGCUCACCUUGCCAGCUAUUGCAGGGCUUAGGCAGAGAGUUCUGAUUCUUUCUUUUCUUGGCUGUGCCUCCCUUACUGGGACUUUUUUGGGGUUCCUGGGUCUUUGGGGCAUCUCAGGAAAUAGGACAUAACCAACAGAGGGUGCAUCAUCUUGUUGGGGCCAGGGGAAGCAGCCAUUUGUGGCAUUAUCAAUCCCCUUUCCCUUCAUUCCCCAUCACUGGCUAGAAUGGCAUGUGGCAUUCUGGACAUCCUUCCAUAGAAUUUCUGGACAGCCAGUCUUGAGGCCUGCUGGUUGGGGCAAGCUGGGCCUCUCUUGUGGUGGUUGGUCACUCUAGCUCAUUCAUCACCACAUAGGCCUCUCUGGUCAGUUCUGGCACAAACUGAAACAAGUAAUCAUCAGGGUGGAGAAAGCCACAGGAAUAAGCCAGGAUGGUGCUCGGUAGAUCACUGUCCACACAAAUUCCUCACAGGAGCAGAUGCUUCCAACAUGACAGGGAGCUAGGGGGCAUCAUGUCCAGUCAGGUAGGCCUGUUCUAGAAAAUAGUUCCUGCUGAGCUAAUCUGACCAUCAAAAUCACCCCUGAAGGGACUUCCAAUUCCAUCAAUGUGACAGAUAAAAUAACCUGAAAACACUCAUACUGCAAACAGAGAUGCUGGCUGAAGUAUGACAGUCUUUUAAAUGCAAGGCUAAAUUAGCAGGAAAGAAGAGGAACUGCCAGGAGCUAGAGAACUGAAAACCAGAGUGGUCCGUGUGUGAAGUGGCUGUGGCAGCUAGAGAUGGGUAGAAGGUGUGUGAGUAGAUUGCUUCUCUUGAGCGUUAAUGUCCACAUAAGUAUGAGAGAUAAGACUUUGGCCCACUCCCUAUAAGAAGUUGGAAAUGGGACCCCCUGCAUAAAACUGGCACCCUGACACCCUGAAGGCUUCAUCCUUGAUGAAGAGGUGAGCUGGAAAAAGUUCCCCCACUGGCAUGGAGAAAUAACAAGGAAACUUUCCCAGAGAUAAGAGGGAACAGGUCCUGUGAGAAUUUGCAACCACGCACAGGAUUGAGAUGCAAAUUUAUACUGUGUGGUCCAGGAACCAAAAGGCUGAGAAAUUAG